This is a messenger RNA of Phaeodactylum tricornutum CCAP 1055/1, 1462 nucleotides long. RefSeq lists its product with no specific name. The transcript has 3 exons. Gene Ontology annotation, cellular component: mitochondrial inner membrane. Bases 118 to 1089 code for a protein of 323 amino acids. The record is from RefSeq and is a predicted model, not a curated record. Gene Ontology annotation, biological process: mitochondrial phosphate ion transmembrane transport. Gene Ontology annotation, molecular function: phosphate transmembrane transporter activity. NCBI's taxonomy places the organism in Eukaryota, Bacillariophyta, Bacillariophyceae, Surirellales, Neidiaceae.
CGAAAGUAUGCCUAUAAAAACGCGGUAUGGAAGUCGAACGAGAUCUUUCCACGAACACUAACGGAUCACAACUCGGUUCAACCCACUUUGUUCAUUGGAUCAAUUCUGCCCUCCACGAUGACGACUACGACGAAACCCGAAACAAUCAAAACAUGGAACGCCCGCUGGUCCCAUCCCAUUCCGCACGACAAUCUUUACUACGGAAAAUGCAUCGUGGGCGGAAUCCUGUCCUGUGGUAUUACACAUACCGCAAUUGUACCCCUUGAUGUGGUCAAGUGCAACAUGCAAGUCAACCCACAAAAGUAUCCUCAGUUAAUUUUUGGGAUUCGUACCGUUCUAGCGGAGGAAGGCGCCGUUGGAUUGCUCAAGGGUUGGGCGCCAACCGCGAUUGGGUAUUCCUUACAAGGAGCUGGUAAAUUCGGGCUUUACGAAGUUUUCAAGGACGUGUAUAGUACAGCGCUAGGAGAAGAGAAGUCGUUCCAGUGGCGUGGGCUCGUGUACGCGGCUGCUUCGGGUAGCGCCGAGUUCUUCGCCGAUCUCAUGUUGUGUCCUUGGGAAAUGGUCAAGGUGAAGGUCCAAACUAGCCCUCCGGGGACGUUUCCAACUGCGUUUGGCCCGGCACUCGCCAAGAUGCGUCUGGAUGCGGCCGAAACACGCUUCCCUUACGGAUCACUCGUUCCUUUAUGGGGUCGUCAAAUCCCCUAUACAGUUGCCAAGUUUUUCUUUUUUGAAAAAGUUGUGGAAGGCUUCUACACCCACGUCUUUACCAAACCAAAGGACACGUACGAUAAGCCGACGCAGCUGGGCAUCACGUUUGCGAGUGGCUACAUUGCCGGUAUUAUUUGUGCAAUUGUGUCCCAUCCAGCCGACAAUCUUGUCAGUCUCAUGGGAAAAUCCGACAACAAAGGCAAGAGUGUGGGUAAAAUUGCGUCCGAGGUUGGUCUACGGGAUUUGGCCAUGAAAGGGCUGGCACCGCGAAUUCUCAUGAUUGGCACACUAACAGGCUUGCAAUGGUGGAUAUACGACAGCUUCAAGACAGUCAUGGGAAUGGGCACUACGGGUGGUGCGGCAGCGCAACCCCCCAAAUAGAGUGAUUUGGGACCCUGUGGGUUACGUUACUCAUUGUUUCUUGGAUGCGCAAUGACAUGCUUGAUUGUUUUUAGUAUACGGUUGAUCCAAAUCUUGUGGUGGUGUACAGUCCUCAACCACCAUUGGGUCUGUUGACUGAGUGUGCAUCCACAGUCAGGACGCUCCACGUUCUAUCGAAAUUGAAACUAUCCUGAUAUUGGAAACCAGUGGCUUUUCGGAAUUAGUCAAAUAGGCAACAGCGGAGCCAAGUUUUUCUUGACACGGAGAGUUUGGAAUUGCGAAAACCCGUCUGUCAGUCAUACAGAUAUCGGACAGAUAGGUAGUCAUUGACGAUCCAUAAUCUCCAUUUCUCUGGAUAAGGGCCUUUAACAUG